AUGGAACUCUUGUGUCCCUACCUCAAUCAGUUCUACGGUAUCGAUCGCCUGGAACGAGCCCUUUGCCCAUACUGGACAGAUGCUGACCAUUCGGUAUUGCAUGUAGCCAACGAAACUCAACAGCUUGUUGACGACGAUAAAAAGUUUGCCGUUUCGUUGGAUGUUUCGCAGUUUCACCCCCAUGAAGUGCAGGUCCAUGUGGAAGGAAAUAACUUGGUUGUGGAAGGAAAGCAACAGCACAAAAGUGACAACGGCUACAUGGAAAGGUAA
This is a messenger RNA of Cooperia oncophora, 270 nucleotides long. The record is from the annotation of a GenBank genome assembly. Lineage: Eukaryota; Metazoa; Nematoda; Chromadorea; Rhabditida; Trichostrongylidae.